This is a messenger RNA of Pleuronectes platessa (European plaice), 1702 nucleotides long. RefSeq names its product C-X-C chemokine receptor type 1. The transcript is spliced from 2 exons. Bases 172 to 1224 code for a protein of 350 amino acids. The record is from RefSeq and is a predicted model, not a curated record. Gene Ontology annotation, molecular function: C-X-C chemokine receptor activity. Gene Ontology annotation, biological process: neutrophil chemotaxis; immune response; G protein-coupled receptor signaling pathway. Gene Ontology annotation, cellular component: membrane. NCBI's taxonomy places the organism in Eukaryota, Metazoa, Chordata, Actinopteri, Pleuronectiformes, Pleuronectidae.
CGACCUGUGACAUUUGUUCCUGUGACUGACGCAGACUAGUGCAGCAACAUGCUGGAAGAGGAAACAGGACAUUGAGACAGAAACACAUGAGAAAGAUGCUGUGAGGAGAACAAACCUGUUCUUCAAGCUGUCGACGUCUUUCCAAGCUGCGACCAAGCCCCUGCAUGAGUCAUGUCGUUUACCUACGUCUUUACUGAGUAUUACUUUGAGGCAUCGAAUGAAACGUUCGUCCUCGAUUCAGACACGUCACCAUGUGAGCUGAAACCUCUGGAGCCCACAGCAGCUGUGGCCGUGGGCGUCCUCCUCAUGGCCAUCUUUCUACUGGCGAUACCAGGAAACCUGUUGGUGGGGUGGGUGAUCAGCACCAGCAAACAGACCCUGAACCCUUCGGAUGUGUAUCUGUUUCAUCUAACGAUAGCCGACGGCCUGAUUGCGCUCACCCUCCCGUUCUGGGCUGUGGCGGUCUCCCAGGGAUGGCUCUUUGGAGGCUUCAUGUGCAAACUCCUUAGCUUCGUCAACGAAGCCAACUUCUACAUCAGCAUCAUCUUCCUGGCCUGCAUCAGCAUCGACCGCUACCUCCUGAUUGUGCACGCCAGUGGAACUGUCAAGAGCCGCCAGAGGAUGUGCAGCCGGCUCCUCUGCGCAGGGGUCUGGGCCUUCGGCUCGGCCCUCGGCCUGCCGGAACUUUUCAAUGAAGCCACCAAGUUCGAGGACUUGGACAGGAUGAUGUGUGCUGAAGACUUUGACAUCGGCAGCUCCAGCUUGUGGAGGCUCGCCACCAAAGGCAUCCGCCACAUGUUUGGCUUCUUGCUGCCUCUGGGGGUCAUGAUUGUCUGCUACAGCAUCACCACAGUGAGGUUGCUGCACACACGUGGUUUCCAGAAGUACCGGGCCAUGAAGGUCAUCCUGGCCGUGGUGAUUGCGUUCCUAGUCUGCUCGAUGCCGUACCACAUAACCAUGAUCAUAGACAUGCUGAUGAGGACAGACCUGAUCCAGUUUGACUGUGCGAUGAGGACGUCGGUGAACCAGGCUAUUGUGGCGACCCACAGUCUGGCUCUGAUGCACAGCUGCAUCAACCCGGUCCUCUACGCCUUCGUGGGCGAGAAGUUCAGGAAGAAAAUGCUGCUGCUUUUCCAGAGGAAGGUCAGAAAGGAGAGGUCCACAUCGUCAAGGUUCAGCAGGUCCACGUCUCAGACCUCCGAGGGACACGGAGCCUUUUUUUAGGUUUUAUUCCGGGAAGAAAGAGUUAUGACAACUUCAAGAUGCUCAAGAAAUUCAAGAACCCCCCCCCCUCUGGAAAAACAAUCGUUGGUCAUGCAAUUCAGAUACACUAGGUGGCAGUGUCAAGAAAAGUCUACAAUAUAAUCAAUUAACCUAUAAAAGAUUCGAUCCUGAAAGAAUAAGUCAAAUUUUUCUGUAGUUUGAUCCCCCUGCAGGAUGUUUUCAGUUCUGUCUCUGUGCUCUAUGUGGCUCACUGCUGCCACCUGUUGAACCCACUGCCACAUAGCACAUCCACUAUUCUAAACUAUGAUCUCCCGUCUCUGAUUUUAGUGGAUCAGCCUUUAGGCCUGUUUUUACCUUUUCAAACUGCUCCUAUGUUCUGUUUUUGACUUUUUUUUAUGUAACUGAUGAAAACUCCAGCUUUAAUGUUUGGAUCUAUCUAGUUUGUGUUUGUUUUCAAUAAAAGUAAAAAGCUGUGCAA